AUGAAUAGUUUGUAUGCAAAGAUUUUGUUAAAUACGUGUUUGAAAUUAGAUCUGAACAUUAAACAUAAACUAUUGUUGAGUAACCUUCAUCUUAAUCAAAGUAAAUUUACCGAUCAGCAACGAAAUUUAGGGACUACAUGCUAUCGCUAUUUUAACGCUACUGACACUGAAUAUGCACUUAGAGAUGGUAUAACAGUCAUCCCUUCGCCGCAAGAAGUCACACUUAUACUGCGGAAAAAUGAAUUUAAUAAAGAAUUCACACAAGGUUCAAUUAAGUCAUACGACUCUAACCAGCUUGCUUCAAAUGACCCUAUUGAAGAUACCAGAGCUGAAGGAGUCUGCACAAUGUCUUCAGGGAUGCUCUUAGGUAUAUUUGAUGGUCAUGGUGGGCCACAAUGCGCCCAGGUGUUGUCAAAGCGACUGUUAAAUUACAUAGCAGCUGCCCUCCUUCCAGAGGAUGUUCUUAACAAGUUUCGAGACGGUGACAUGCCACCAGAGAAAUUAUUAGAAACUUUUAAUGAUAAGAUGCAAAUGGUGGAAGAUUUAAAGAAUAUACAUCAUCAUAGUUUCAAACAAUAUUUGUUGGAUCUUGUAGCUGAACCUAAGGCAAAAACUGUUCAGGCUUCAUUAGAAAAAGCAAUAAUGAGAUUGGAUAGUGAUUUGUCGAAAGAAGUAGUUGAUGCUUACAAGUUGAAUGGUGAAGUGAAUUACAAAAGCCUAUCCGUUGCCCUAUCUGGGGCAGUGGCAUGUGUCGCUCAUAUCGAUGGUCCACAUCUCUACGUAGCCAAUGUGGGGGACUGUAAUGCUGUGCUGGGCACUAUGACAGACGAAAAUGAAUGGAUAGCCAAAAAGAUAACCAAAGAGCACAAUGCAGAAAACUUUGAUGAACUUAAACGAAUUUGGAAUGAACAUCCCGAUAGUGAAAGAAAGACUGUGAUAAGAAGGGACAGGUUGCUCGGCGAGUUAGCACCUCUCCGUAGCAUAGGUGACUACAGAUACAAAUGGCCGGCUGAUGUUCUCAAAAAAUUUGCCACGCCAUACAUGGGGGCCAGAGCGGUACCUGCCAACUAUUACACUCCGCCGUAUCUUACAGCAAAGCCUGAUAUUUACUACCAUCGGCUGACACCUAAAGAUAACUUUUUAAUAAUCGCUUCGGAUGGUCUUUGGGACAUGAUGACUCCUGUGCAAGCUGUCAAAUUGGUUGGCGAACAUAUGAAAGGAAAAGUGUUUUUUAAUCCCUUGAAUUUACCGAAAAAGAAUAUUCAACUAGGAGCUAUUGAUGAACUCUUGUCACAUAGAAAAGAAAGUUUGAAAAGCAAACCCAAAGAUAAAAAUGCUGCGACACAUCUUAUCCGUCACGCCAUCGGUGGCACGGAGUAUGGAGUGGACCACUCGAGACUGGCGCACCUGCUCACGCUGUCACCCGAUAUCUGUCGCACGUUCAGAGACGACAUGACGGUCACAGUCGCUUACUUUGAUCCAGAAUAUCUUAGACAAUGUCCAUCAUAA
Molecule: messenger RNA, 1509 nt
Organism: Spodoptera littoralis (African cotton leafworm)
Lineage: Eukaryota; Metazoa; Arthropoda; Insecta; Lepidoptera; Noctuidae
Source: the annotation of a GenBank genome assembly